Messenger RNA from Colletotrichum godetiae, 726 nucleotides. RefSeq lists its product as uncharacterized. The transcript has 3 exons. The record is from RefSeq and is a predicted model, not a curated record. Bases 1 to 726 code for a protein of 241 amino acids. NCBI's taxonomy places the organism in Eukaryota, Fungi, Ascomycota, Sordariomycetes, Glomerellales, Glomerellaceae.
AUGCAACUAAGAGUCUAUUUUGUGAUAACACUGUUGAAGAUUCUAGCAACCGGUCAAACAUGUUACUGGCCUAAUGGAGUCCCCAACGAUGUUGUCAAGCCCUGCCCUGUUACCGCGGGCACCGAAGCAGCUGCAUGCUGUUUCGAAGACCACUAUUGCCUGACAAAUGGUCUAUGCUUCGAGCCUUUGACGUUAACCAUGUAUCGAGGGGCAUGCACCGACGAGACUUUCCAGUCAAGCGGAUGUCCUAAAUACUGUGACAAGAGCGAUAUUCCUGGAAGUGACAAUUCGCUCCACAUCGGCGUCUGGACUUGUGGCAACGCACGAUUUUCUUGUAGCAAUCUGCAGAAUUGCGCAACCGGCAACUUCACCGCGGCGAGUACGGAUCUCGGAGACAUGGCCGCAUUUACAUCUACGGCUGGCAACAGUAGCGGUACAUGCUCCAUGGGCAAUGAUACAGACAGUAAAGGCAGCAUCUCCGCUGGCGCCGCAGCAGGUAUCGGAGUGGGUGUUGGUGUACCUCUUGCGAUUGCCGCCGGAGUACUGGCUGUGAUGCUGUUGCGCGAGAAGAAGAAGACAGCGACGACGUCACAGGCCUCAGAGAUGGUCGAGAAUGACGGCUCAAAAGCCAGUGGUCCAAGCAUACAGCCCGUUUGGGUUCAUGCCCAUACGGGCCCUCCUGAAUUAUCCAACCAGCAAGACGUUCGGCACGAGCUGCCACAGUAA